Messenger RNA from Cydia strobilella, 1699 nucleotides. It is a transcript of the gene Cwc25, whose product is annotated as pre-mRNA-splicing factor CWC25 homolog. The record is from RefSeq and is a predicted model, not a curated record. The transcript has 4 exons. Bases 191 to 1606 code for a protein of 471 amino acids. Gene Ontology annotation, cellular component: U2-type spliceosomal complex. Gene Ontology annotation, biological process: mRNA splicing, via spliceosome. Lineage: Eukaryota; Metazoa; Arthropoda; Insecta; Lepidoptera; Tortricidae.
UUUUAUAUUUUAUAUAGUGUACAGUUGUUUAUGUAAUUGAUAGUUCAUUUUAUUUUGUGUUAGUUAUUAUUAAAAGAUGUAAUACGAGCGCGUUAUGAAAUAACCUUUUAUUUUCUAACUGCAAAAAAUAAUACAAACUGUUUAAUAUUUAUGUUGUAGACAUAAUAUUAUAACCAAUCCUUAAAAAAAAAUGGGAGGAGGUGAUCUGAACUCGAAGAAAUCAUGGCAUCCCAACACUAUCAAAAACCAGGAGCGUGUAUGGAAGGCAGAGCAAGCCAGUGCAGAAGAAAAAAAGCGUAUUCUGGAGCUACAGAGAGAGCGUGCCGAGGAGCGCGACCGUGCGGAGCUCAACGACCUCGCCAAACGUGCAGCUGGAGCCUCUGGGGCUAAUGACAAUCGCUUGCAUUGGAUGUAUGAUAAACCUGAUAAAAAGGUCCAGCAAGAAGAUUUUCUCCUUGGCAAAGCCAUUGAUAGCAACUAUGAGGCAGAUAAAGUUGAACCAGAUUACAUCCCUGCUGUGGCUCGGAGGGUGGUGGGUUCCAGCAUGCUGGCCAGCGUGGGCGACGCGCAGGUUGAUCUGGCGAGGAAGAUGCGAGAGGAUCCACUGAUGCUAGUGAAGGAGAGGGAGAGAGCUGCCCGGGCGGCCCUGUUGAAUAACCCUUUGCAAAGGCGUCGCUUAACAGAGUUGCUUAGGAAAGAUCAGGAACAAAGAAAUCAAAAGAAAGAAAAGAAAAAACCAAAGAAAGACUUGGAUAACAUGUUAGCUGCUAAACUCACCGCAAUGGGUGAAAAACAAAUUGACCUAGUGGCUCUACUGGCUUCUAACGAUUCCAGUUCCGAUUCUUCCUCCGAGGAGGAGCAUAAGAAAUCUAAAAAGAAGCACAAAAAGUCAAAGAAACAUAAAAAGGAAAAAAAGAAGUCAAAACGUGAAAAUUCCAGCGAAGUUUCCUCAUACGAAGAUGACACAAAGAAGUCUAAACAUAAGCCUAGCAUCGAAAGAAGUAGGUCUCCUUUAAUUGAUAGCAGAAACCAGAAGUCACGCCAUCGGGGCGGCAGCCCUAACGACUCGGAUUACGAACAUAGUAACAAGAAAUACAGUAGAGCCGAGAAAACCGAAGCGAGAUCGGACAAGGAAGGCCACGGGCGGAUGCGGCGGGACAGCGCCGAGCGCGGGAGGUCGCCCGACCGCUGGAGGAGACGCCCGUCGGAGGAGCGGAGACACGGACAAGACCGACGGCAAAAGUCGCCCGACCGCCGGAGACGGCCGAGGUCGGAGGAGAGGACCCACAGACCGCAGGAGCGGGGGCCGAACAAAGCGGACGCCCGGGGAGGGUACAAAAAAAAGGUCGGCAUGAGCUCGGAACAGCGCUCGGCGGCGUUGGCGGCGAUGACGGCGGCGGGCCUGGAGCGUGAGCGCGAGCGGGAGCGGCGCGUGGCCGGCCAGCGCGCCGCCGCCGCCGUCGCCGAGCGAGACAAGCCCCGGCCGUGCAAGCUGCGCACCGAGGCGCACUCGCUGCCCGACUCGCUCGAGAGCCGCAUACAUUCCAACCGGCACUACAUCCAGCGGGAUCGCUCGCACAUGGACAAGCCUUUUGCGCGCAGGUGACCUUGACUCUAACUCGACGACUGUUGUUGGCGCCUAAUUUGUAACUGGCCCGUCAAGAUGCCGAUGGCUUUCGACUAAAAUUUAGAUAAGUCU